Molecule: messenger RNA, 3506 nt
Organism: Trifolium pratense (red clover)
Lineage: Eukaryota; Viridiplantae; Streptophyta; Magnoliopsida; Fabales; Fabaceae
Product: probable LRR receptor-like serine/threonine-protein kinase At3g47570
Exons: 2
Coding region: 238-3252 (1004 amino acids)
Biological process (GO): protein phosphorylation
Molecular function (GO): protein kinase activity; ATP binding; protein binding
Source: RefSeq, a predicted model, not a curated record
AGCCCCCAAUCCACACGUCCAUGUUAUUUUCAAGCGUAUCAUUUUCCACAAAAACAAACAUUUUCACGCGGAUUCAUACUGUAUUAAAGCAACAUUCUUAAAAUAUAAAUUAAGGAGGACAAUAUAUCAAUUUUCUUAUUACAUAUACUUUUGUUUUAUAUCGAUAAAGUAUAGCUCAAAACAAGCACUAGAAUAUUGUUUUUUACUUCUAAUACACAUUCACUAGCUAAUUGCAAAAUGAGGACAUAUAUCAUGUUUCUUCUCUAUUUUGCUACGUUGUCAACAACAGUUGCUCUUGCUUUGAGUUUGAGUUCAGUGACUGACAAACAUGCUUUGCUUUCUUUGAAAGUAAAGCUUACUAAUGGUGAACCUGAUUAUCUUCCAUCAUGGAAUGAAUCUCUUCAUUUUUGUGAAUGGGAGGGUGUUACAUGUGGUCGACGCCACAUGAGAGUCUUUGUCUUGCAGUUGGAAAAUCAAAAUUUGGGCGGUACUCUUGAACCGGCCUUGGGAAAUUUAACAUUUCUCAAAAAACUCAAACUUUCCAACAUCAAUUUGCAUGGUGAAAUUCCAAGAGAAGUUGGUCGUUUGAAAAGGUUGCAAGUUCUUGACUUGAGCAAGAACAAGUUUCAUGGUAAGAUUCCUAUUGAGCUAAGCAAUUGUACCAAUAUUAAGGAAAUUAUCUUGUUGUACAAUCAGCUCACUGGACAUAUUCCAUCAUGGUUUGGUUCUAUGAUGCAGCUUAAUAAGUUGCUUCUUGGAGCAAAUAAUUUAGUGGGUACUAUUCCACCUUCUCUAGGAAAUAUUUCAUCACUCCAAAACAUAACAGUUGCAAGAAAUCAAUUGGAAGGAAGCAUACCUCGUGUCUUGGGUAAGUUGUCAAAUUUGAAAGAGCUAAAUUUGGGUUCAAAUAACUUUUCUGGAGAAAUUCCUUAUUCUCUUUACAAUCUGUCAAAUAUUCAAGUUUUUGUCCUUGGAGAAAACCAGUUUUUCGGUUAUCUUCCAUCAAAUAUACAUGUUGCUUUCCCCAGCCUUCGAGCCUUCUUGGUCGGAGGGAACCACUUUGUCGGAACUUUUCCAUGUUCAAUAUCCAACCUCACUAAAUUGCGAUGGUUUGAUAUAUCAUGGAAUGGUUUUAAUGGGCUAAUACCUCCAACUUUGGGAUCCUUAAGCAAACUUCACAGGUUUCACAUUGGAAAUAAUAAUUUUGGGAAUGGAGGAGCUCCCGAUUUGGAUUUCCUUUACUCGCUAACCAAUUGUACAGUAUUGCAAGAACUAAUGUUGGAUGACAAUAGAUUUGGUGGCGUAUUGCAAGAGCGUAUAGGCAAUUUUUCCAACCAUCUCACUUGGCUUAGUAUGGCAAGUAACCAAAUAUCUGGAAGAAUACCAGAAGGAAUUGGACAACUGAUAGGUCUAACAGGUUUUAACAUGAAGAAAAAUUUCCUUGAGGGAACAAUUCCAUAUUCUAUUGGAAUGUUGAAGAAUAUAGUAAUAUUGGUCUUACAAGAAAACAAUUUAUUUGGUAACAUCCCUAUUGUAAUUGGCAAUCUUACUGUGUUGUCUGAGCUUUACUUGCAUACCAAUGAAUUAGAAGGAAGCAUUCCAUUUACUCUUAGAUAUUGCACAAAGUUGCAAUCAUUUGGUGCUUCUGACAACAACUUGAGUGGCAAUAUACCUAAUCAAACAUUUGCCUAUCUAAAAGAUUUAAUAAAUCUUGACUUGUCCAAUAACUCGUUAACCGGUCUCAUUCCUUCAGAUUUUGGUAACUUGAAGCAACUUUCCAUAUUGUAUCUGUAUGCAAAUAAGUUGUCAGGUGAAAUUCCUGAUGCACUUGCUGCUUGUUUGACACUAACAGAGCUUGUGUUGCAGAGAAACUUUUUUCAUGGAAGUAUACCUUCCUUUUUGGGCUCCUCAUUAAGAUCCCUCCAAAUCCUAGACCUUUCUAGCAAUAACUUCUCAAGCAUAAUCCCUCGUGAACUAAAAGAUUUGACAUCAUUGAGUAUAUUGAACUUGUCUUUUAACAAUCUCUAUGGUGAAGUUCCUGUUGGAGGGAUUUUUAAUAACAUCACAACAAUUUCACUCGUUGGAAAUAAAGAUCUUUGUGGGGGAAUACCUCAACUGAAACUCACUGCAUGCUCAAGAUCACCUUCAAAGAGACACAAAGGGUCUUUUAAAGUUAUCUUCAUCAUUAUAAUUGGCGGGGUUUUAAUCUCUUUUAUAGUGUUUAUCACUAUAUGUUAUCUAAGGAAAAAGACAAGAAAGUUACUUUCUUCCCCAUCUCUGCAAAAUAGCCACUUGGGGAUUUCUUAUCGAGAGCUACAUGAAGCAACCAACGGAUUUUCUUCAUCAAAUUUGAUAGGCACGGGAAACUUUGGUUCUGUAUACAAAGGAUCCCUUAUCCAGUUUGAAGGACCUAUUGCGGUAAAGGUGUUGAAACUUGAAACACAUGGGGCAUCUAAGAGUUUUUUGGCUGAAUGUAAAGUUCUUGAAAAGGUUAAACAUCAAAAUCUUCUCAAGCUCUUGACAUUUUGUUCAAGUGUUGAUUAUAAUGGUGAAGUUUUCAAGGCUAUAGUUUAUGAGUUUAUGCCUAUGGGGAGUUUAGAAUAUGUGAUGCACAACGAUAAACAACUCGAAUUGAGAAAUCCAAAUAUCAACUUUACGCAAAGUGUAAGUGUUGCCCUGGAUGUAGCUCACGCAUUGGAUUAUCUUCACAAUAGUUUUGAGCAAGUUGUCGUUCAUUGUGAUAUUAAGCCAAGCAAUGUUCUACUUGAUGAUGAAAUGGUUGCCUACUUAGGAGAUUUUGGGUUAGCUAGGUUCCUUCAUGAUGCGACGAUGAUUUCAAGUAAUGAUCAUGGUAGCUCCUAUGCAGUUAAGGGAACCAUUGGAUAUGUUCCCCCAGAGUAUGGAUUAGGUGGCCAACUAUCACCACAAGGAGAUGUCUUCAGCUAUGGAAUCCUUUUGUUGGAGAUGCUAACCGGAAAAAGACCAACUGAUUGCAUGUUUGGUGAGGGUCUAAGCCUACACGAAUUCUGUAAGAAGGCAAUUCCAGACAAAAUCACAGAGAUAGUGGAUUCACGGUUGCUUGUGCCAUAUGUCGGCGAACAGACAGAGGUUAUUGAAGGCAACUAUCGCAAAAGUUUGGUGUCCUUUGCUAAGAUUGGAGUAGCAUGUUCAGUAGAAUUCUCCGCUCAGCGAAUGAACAUAAAAGAUGCUAUAACAGAAUUGCAUGCAAUUAAACAGAAUUUGGCACUCUGAGCCAUUGAUAUGAUAAAAAAUAAGUUGUGUUCACCUGCCUGGAGACUCUCAGCUGGAAAAGUCUGUGUCUGGUAUCUUGUUUUUCUCAGUUGUUGGUGUUUUCACCACACUUCAAUUCCUACGUGGUGAAGAAACAUCCCUUAGAGUUCCACUUUAACCAGUCUCUAUGAUAUAUAUCUAAUAAAAUCCUUGUAUCAGUGUCCACUAUACUAUUUAUACCUUUUAAGCCUAUACAAAUCGAUAGUAGUAACUUA